GGCGACUCUCAGGAGCUGCGGUUUUAUGAAGUUAUUGCGAGACGUGUUGCCCUGUCUGUGUAGGCCUAUGUGUGCCGGACUUUACGUUCAAAAAACUUUUCUGUGCUUGAAAUUUGGGCUUCAUAACCAGGCACUUCGGGUGUUAUAAUAAUAAUAAUAAUAAUAAUAAUAAUAAUAAUAAUAAUAAUAACUUUUGCAUGUACAGUAUUUUUAGACUUGUUAAAGCCUUCUAUAAAACGUGGGUAUAGUGACGUGUUUGGGUUUUUGAAGCAGCUCUAGGUCAAUUUGUAUUUUUCUAUUUUAAUAGAUACAUUAAAAAAUAUAUGAUGAGGGUUUUUUUUAUUAAUAUAUGAUGGUUUGUGUUAUUAUGUGACGUUAUUGUUUAUUUCUUAGCAGACGCCCUUAUCCAGGGCGACUUACAAUUGUUACAAGACAUCACAUUAUUUUUACAUACAAUUACCCAUUUAUACAGUUGGGUGUUUUUACUGGUGCAAUCUAGGUAAAGUAACUUGCUCAAGGGUACAGCAGCAUCAACCACCUGGGAUUGAACCCAUGACCCUCCGGUCAAGAGUCCUGACCACUAGUUCUGAAACUGGAUUUUGAUCUGCGGCAGCGGCGCAGUCAGCCACACCCAGUGCACAUAGUUGUGUAAACGUUCAGGUAGGGUACUCGGCUCGCUCUGUUCCGAGUCGUGGUUAUAACCCCACCCUUCUGCUUGUUUGCUAUCAGCUGCUGCAGUUUCGGUUUUACUUCUGUUUCUUUUGAUGACACUAUGUAACACAAUUUUUGUUCCUGGGUAGUAAGUGUUAUUUCCUAAUUGCUUAUGCCUCAAAAGUAUAGAAAAUGGCUAUUACUCCCCACAAACUUUGCUUUUGUGACCAGGACAGUGAUAUUUGGAAAUUUACCUAUUUCCAAUGAGAAAACGGGCGAAUUUGUGUCUUUUCGUUCACAUAAAGUCAGAAAAAAACAACAUAUGAAUCCAAAUUAACAUGUAUUUAUACUAAAGUAAUACAAAAAUGACUACAAAAGAUUUAGAAGUGAGUAGUCUUUUUGGUUGGGGUAGUAUGGGUUUCUCUCCUCAGCUCCACCUCUGAAAUUGUCAUCUGGAUCUACAACGUCUUCCUCGCUCUCUGACUUGCUGCUCUCUUCUAAAGACGGCUGCUCUCUCUCCGGAGGAGUGGGUACGGGGAGCUCAUGGCAGUGUGGCACCGGGGCGAUGGAUGAAGGAAGGUCCGGAUACGUGAUAGCAGGUGGAGUUCGGCGGGCGCUGCAUGCUGUACGGGAGCGUCGGCUACAACGCGACUUCCGAGGAGUUCUCCGUUUCCUCUUCCAGCAACGCCUCUCUCUGCCUCUUCGUGUCUAUCAUCUCCGGCCUGAUCUCCAUCUACUGCUUCUUUGUGGUGCUGUACUGUAUCUACGCCAGCUGUGUCGGUGGAGUCCAACGGGGCUCAGUGGGGGUGACAUUGUCUCUGGCCCUCGCUGCCAGUUUCCUGUUUUUCCUGCUUAUCUCCGGCUGCAUCCUGAAUAUCGGACUAAACAGUCUCUGUCAAUCCAUCACUACGGCCAAGGAUUUAAAAAGCUGUCAGGAUGCUCAGUCGAAGAACUGGAGCGAACCUUACAAAGCAUAUCAGUUCUACACCAGCCUCCACAACGCAGAGGUCUCUGCCUGGGUGAAUUUCUUCUUGUGGGUCGUGACUCUGAUUCUGCUGAUCGUCCAGAGAAAGCGAGGGGCGCAGUACACACAACUGAGUGGCGCUGGAGAUUUCGAGAGGAGCACCGCCACACAACUGAGUGGCGCUGGAGAUUUCGAGAGGAGCACCGCCACACAACUGAGUGGCGCUGGAGAUUUCGAGAGGAGCAUCGGUGUGACUGACCUCAUCAUCCCCAGGCUCCCGAGGCCCCGGAGAUGGAGGAGAGGGGGGAGAGGGAGGAGAUGGAGGAGAUGGAGGAGAUGAGGGGGAAGAGAUGGAACCCGGACAGGGGUGUCGUUUCAGAAAAAUCCUGGAGGGCAGACAAAAUGUCAACAUUGAAAAUUCUCUGUCCCAAAUAGCAUCGUGAAUGAGAAAAAACAGGCAGGAAUUGAGGCAGUUUACAACGAGAUGGCACAUAAAAAAAAACUAGGCUACCUUUCCCAGUGCAGCAGGGCAGUGUGUCCCUCCUUCCUGACUUGUAUCUAUCAUUGAUUCAUUCUGAAUACUUCACAGCAGAAUAUGAGGCUUGUUCACGGGAUUUAAAGCUGUGUUACAGUUAAGACACGGAGGAUUUAAAACAGAAUUGUAAAUUUUGGCGAAAUGCAAAAAAAUGCCUAGACCCACAAAAACUCCAGAAGAAUGUGCCUGUGACCUCGAGACAACAAUUCUCAUUCAAGUCUCUUAAAGAGUGGCCUGAACUAUAGACUAGGAUAUCCUGGUUCACUUAGAAAAUAAACUAAUACAAAAAAAAUGAUUAUGCGUUUGCACAUACGGGGGCUUAUUGCUGUGCUAUAACCCCCCCAGCCCCCCAGCCCCCCCGAUUAAAAACAAUUUGAAAGAGUUUUCUGUAAACCGGAAUGAAACCGCUGGCCUUCCAUGAAGCACACAGGCAGAAGAAUGAACCAGCAGUAUGCUGAACCAAGUCUUUCUGUCAGGUCACGCUUGCUAUGAUAAGGAUGACGGUUUCAUACGCACAGCGCAUGUCCACAAAAAAACCUGUGUAUCUAAAAAAACAUUUUUACAAAACGCCACACAAAACCCAGGAAGCACACUUCAUUCACGCUGCAUUGUAUCAAUCUUUCAUUGAUAAAAGGAAGGACACGGCGUGACAUUUGAGGGCUUUUUAAUGAAACGAUACAAAAAGUUGUCCAACACUGCAAUGGGCUGCCAUAAAUAAUUAAUAAAAUCAAAUAAAAUUUG
Molecule: messenger RNA, 2891 nt
Organism: Acipenser ruthenus (sterlet)
Lineage: Eukaryota; Metazoa; Chordata; Actinopteri; Acipenseriformes; Acipenseridae
Product: transmembrane protein 179B-like
Exons: 5
Coding region: 1272-1955 (227 amino acids)
Source: RefSeq, a predicted model, not a curated record